Molecule: messenger RNA, 4301 nt
Organism: Epinephelus lanceolatus (giant grouper)
Lineage: Eukaryota; Metazoa; Chordata; Actinopteri; Perciformes; Serranidae
Biological process (GO): negative regulation of canonical Wnt signaling pathway
Cellular component (GO): cytoplasm
Source: RefSeq, a predicted model, not a curated record
UCCAAGUGAGACGACACAGCGGAGCUCCGGAUAGAGAGGAGGGGAAUGGGUCCGAGUCCGACAGCGGUGAGUUCAGCAGCUGAAACCUACAGCCGCUGCCGCUCCUCUGUGACUAUCCAGAGAAGAAGAGGAGGAGUGAAUCAAGACUUCAGUGGAUUAAUUUAACCUCCCUUUGUUGGGGGAAACAGUGCAGAGGAAAACGGGAGGCGAGGAUGUCUGUACAAAAGCUCCCAGGUUCUUUUGGAGUCAUGUUCCCAGCGUUCUCUCUGCCCAUGAAAGCGGAGCGCAGUCGGAAUAAGGAGCGGCUGGAGGCCAGCCUGGCCGGCUUGUGUGAGCUGGAGCUGCUCAAACAGAGGCAAGAAUGCCGGGUGCUGAGCGCUCUUUGCCUCGGGGACUCUCCGGCUCCCGGCCGUCCGCCUUGGGGAGCCCUGCGGUCUGCACGUUGCGCCCUGGACGCACCAAACGGCAACGCGUCGGAUGACUACAAACUCGGACCCCCAACUAGCAGUCUCCAGUGUACGCCAUGGGGUAUAAAGGCAUCUUUAGAACAGCAGGUGGCAGAGCUGAAGGUGAACACUGAGGUCCAAUCAACAGAUCCCCCUACUGAUCUAGAGGACAGCCAACUUACUGCAGGAGAGGUCCUUGCAGCCAAGAAAACUGGAUCUCCUGAAACAAGUUACCACCCUUUGGUCCCUCGUUCCCUCUCAGCACCUGAGGGAACAGUGGAGACAGAGACAGGAGAAACAUGGCUGUCAGACCCAACAAGAUGGACCAUGGUUACUGAUGCUUUGGGAGAGAUGAGGGAUGUUGACCCCAGCCAGGAGGAUCAUCAACAAGCCCAAAAGGCAGAGACUUAUAUAUUUGGAUUGGUCCAACGUCGAGCUCUACCCACACGUCCCUCAAAGCCCCGCACCAGCCUGGCACAUGAUGCUCGAGCUGUUAGUGUGAUGAGGCAGAGUAGUGUAUGCCGCAAGGAGGAGCAACAUUCACCAAAGCAGGUGUCUGUUCAAGAGAUUUCAAUGCUGCCCCAGUGUUCAGAGGGAACUGUUCCACAAGCUUGCCAUAACCUUGAUCAGGAGCCUUACCUAGGGACAGGGUUUACUGAAGAUGUCCCACCGCCCUACCACCACAAUCUCCAGCAAAGUACCCAGCAUCAAUCAGGGCUUUAUCACAGACCCAGGCAGGCCCCCAUGAUUAACACCUCCCGUUCAGCCAUGAUGGACUAUCCAUCUUGCAGAGUGCUGCAAGCCCACCCAGACUCCAGCAAUAGUGAGCCUGAUUCACCCCAACAUUUUCACAACUAUCCAUCCCCUCCAGCUCUGUCAAAGCCUCACCAACAGUUGCCACCUGAUGAGCAGCUGGUCAACGCAGAGUAUAUUCCAGCUCAGCCUUGCCGAGCCUCCACCAGAGCUUAUGCCCAUCACCACUCCAACCCCAACAAGGGCUCUGGGGUGCCCAAACCCAACCGAAGCACAUAUUCUCCAGAAAGAGGCCAUCAUCAUCAGGAGCAGCAGCCCGCAGCAUCUCAGAUCCAACCCUCCAGAUCCCGAGGAGGCCCAAAGAAAUGUCGCUCAAACGAAGACCGAAAUGGUGCCAGCAGGAAGCCAGGGAAGAAGGCAUGUAGGUCUCAGUCAGAGAACAGUCUGCAAAGGGCUCCAGAACGCAAGUACAAUACAGUAGAGAGGGAUGGUGGAGGAAGUGGAAGCGGUGGAAGGGGAAGCCGCAGUAGUCAAUCCAAGAGCAAGAAACAACAGCAAGGAGGUAGUAGCUGUCGCCGCUGGCAGUCCACCCUGGAGCUCAGCCAAGACGAAGCUGACCAGCCAACUGUGCAGGCACCCAUGCAAGGCUCUUCAGCCUCAAACCAAAGGGACCAUUGUGCAAGGCGCACACGCAAAUCUCGCCCUACACAUGCAUCAUAUGCCUACCCACACCAUCACCACUCCCACCAUCAUCAGCACAUGGAGUACCAUUUAGAGAGGGACCAAGUGCCAAUGUGUCAACCAAGUGAGGACUACCCUCACCCACGUCAGGGUGAGUCUGAGUCCAGCAUGAGUGAGGCCGAUUCUCCAGAUUCCAGCUCCUUGUCCAGUGAUUCAGAUGAGAGUGGUGGUCUGGUUUGGCCCCAACAACUACCCCCUCAACUUUCCCUCCCAUCGCCUCCUGCCCCACCUGGGGCACCUCUGCAGCCUAAGGCUUUUGUCAAGAUAAAGGCCUCACAUGCCCUUAAGAAGAAGAUCUUGCGCUUCCGCACUGGUUCGCUGAAAGUCAUGACCACUGUAUAAGGUGGAAUACUGGCCAAACUGAAAGAACAUGAGCUGCAGAGCUUUAGACUAACUACAACGACGGACCACAAAUUACAGUGGAUAUAAAAUUCAAUGUGUACAUGGAAGUUCUAUGAACUUGACUGACUGAAUUAAUCAAGUGGUUUUAGAUCAGCCUUAACAAGCAAUGAAGGAAAUAGUCAUCACCAUAUCAGCCUUUUUGUUUCAAAAAUAGGAUGUAUAAUUAUAUAUUAAGUGUUACAUUUUACUAAAAGUGCUCAUGUGGAUGACUCAUGUUUUGUCAAAAGGUACCAUAUUUGGCCACAUUGGCUCUUAAAUAUCCCCACCCAUCAACAUGCACACACCCACUGAUAAAGUAUAUCAUAGUCCAUACUGGCAUUGUCUUUGAGGUCACAAUGAACCAUAUUUCAAGAUUUUAAUUUCCGAUCAGGCACAGAUUAAUCCCCAGUAUAUCCACCAUUGUGAAGGACAUUGGACCUCAUGUUAGAAUAUUUUCAUAUUCUAUCCUAAACUCUUCAUACCUUGUGUGUGUGGCUUGUUGAUACCAGUGUUACUGUACAAGUCAGAUUCACCAAACUGUCCUAACCACACAAAAUUUGUUUCAAUCUGACAAAUUCACGAGUAGCUGCGCAUUUGUGAGACUUUAGCAACCAACACUUUGCAAUGUACAGGUACCUGUUCUUUAAAAAAAAGAUGUGUUUUGGUUGCUAAGUUGUCAGCCUCCAUUUAAAAGAAGGAACCUUUGUCUCCAAAUUUUCUAUGUUGUUUUCUGAAGCAAAUUCCUCAACAAACACUUCCCACACAUCCCUGUACAACAGAAAGAGUUUGUAUGAUAUCCUUAGAAUUAGUGCCCCAAGAAUGACAUUAAAUACUUAACAUAAAGUUACGUACUUAAUGUAAAGUUGCGGAGGUUAGGUUUAGGAAAAGGAACAUGGGGACAACUUACUUUAAAAUGACUCAGAGUUCACUCAAAGUUCACAGAGUUCUGAAAACCAGUCUCCUGGGGAAAUUCCUGUGGGAAAGUCCUGUGUUUUGUGACCAAUCUACCACCCCAAUCUGCACAUUACUUCCUUAAGCGCAUUUGUCAUGUGAUCACAGCCUUCCCAUAUCCAUGGGUUAUACACAAAUGGCUAGCUAAUGAUUACAUAGGAUAUGUACAAAUUUUGGUGCAUUACUUACAUGUAUGGUAGGAAAAUGAAUGAACAGUGCAUGAGAACAGCCUGAACUGCUAUGCGUGUGCACAUUGGAAACUUACUGUUGAAAAUAAAAUAUAGUGGCCUACAAGAUAGGCCACAGUUUCCUCAUAUUUGGACAGUGAAAUCCUCUUAUGUUGCUGAAAUGAUGCAUAUCUGUUAUUAUUGAAUUGUUAAGUCAUACUGUAAUUAAAUAGGAGGAUAACUCAAGACAAACAACUUAAAGUAAUGGCUUCCUGCAUGUUUUUCUUCAUAAACGCACAGCUUUUAAAUAUAUCGUGGGUGGAAGUAAAUUUAUAUGUCAGACAUGGGGAAAUGUGGCCACAGAACAUAAAAAAGUAGUUGUGAAGGAGUGGAUUGUUAGUACAUUACAAAGAGCUUGUGAGACAUUUUGUCUGGAAUUUGUGGUUGAGAUAGUAAAUUUCAUUGUAGAAAGAACCAACUUUUGGCCAAAAAGAAGUCUGUAAAUCUUUUACUGUAGCAGCAGACACAAACCAGCAAGAUACCGCAGUAGCAAGAUUUAAAUUGUGUUUGAAAAGUGUUGGAAACAUCAAGUGUCUCACUUACAAAGUAUUCUCGAAAGACCUUGUUUAAAAUGUAAAGUAGCAAAUGACAGUUUGUACUGUUUUAAUGUUAAUAGUAGGCUACCUGCAAACUAAUAAAAAUGUGCCUGCCCAAAGAAUGUAACGUUACAAUGUCACUUUGAGCAUUUGACAGUAUUACCAUGUAAAGUGCACUAGCCGACUAACUAUUAGCUUCUUUUUGUAUGAAAUUUGUUUGAAAACUGUACUAUAUAGAUUAAAGUGUUUAAAAAUUACCAAAACAA